Amphimedon queenslandica is the source of this 495-nucleotide messenger RNA. RefSeq lists its product as uncharacterized. The transcript has a single exon. The record is from RefSeq and is a predicted model, not a curated record. The coding region runs from base 1 to 495 and encodes 164 amino acids. Lineage: Eukaryota; Metazoa; Porifera; Demospongiae; Haplosclerida; Niphatidae.
AUGAGAGAGCACUUAGAAUUAGGACAUGCGGAGCCGGUUCCCAUUUCUGAUGUUGAUAAGCAUGUCAGUGAAGUCUUUUAUCUUCCCAUGCACAUAGUAUACAAGAGCUCCAGUACUACUACUAAAGUUAGAGCAGUUUUUGAUGCUUCGGCAAAAUCCUCUACUGGAAUUUUCCUUAAUGAUACAUCGUUGGUAGGCUCAACAGUUCAUUCUCAGUUACUAGAUGUUUUGGUUACGUUCAGGUUUUUCAGAAUUCCAUUGGUUACUGAUGUUAGCAAGAUGUAUAGAACAGUUGAGCUAAAUCUUGGAGACAGAAACUUGCAUUGUUUUGUUUGGAAAUCUAAGCGAAGUGAUACUGUUCAGGACUAUCGUAUGACUAGACUCACUUUUGGAGUUUCAGCAUCUUGCUUUGCUGCAAACAUGAGUGUCAUGCAAAUUGCAAUGGAUUAUGAGUCUGAAUACCCAAUGGCUGCUAAGAUGGCUUAUGAGUCUUGA